AUGGCCACCGCAGAUGUUAUUCUUAGUCGAGCAAGUCUUCACGCUUCUCUCCUAGCGCCGGCUGCCCUGAAUCUAGUUGCCUUAGUCACCCUCGGAGGCUCGGAGCCAACCUUACCUUCCUUAGUCACCAUUGCCGGCCUCAGGCUGCCGCGCUAUUCCUCUGCAUUGUCUGCAACAACCCUUCUGCGGGCAGAGCCGAGUACCUCAGGACUCAGGACUCAGGAGUCGACACGAAGAUUCUACCGUAAAUUGCCAACAGGCCGCCCGCUCUCGAGAAGACUCGGCGCCAAGGCCAGAAGGACGGAUGCUGAGACCCAGGUCCGAGACUCCUAA
Molecule: messenger RNA, 333 nt
Organism: Amorphotheca resinae ATCC 22711
Lineage: Eukaryota; Fungi; Ascomycota; Leotiomycetes; Helotiales; Amorphothecaceae
Exons: 2
Coding region: 1-333 (110 amino acids)
Source: RefSeq, a predicted model, not a curated record